This is a messenger RNA of Saccostrea cuccullata (small rock oyster), 1247 nucleotides long. RefSeq names its product IgGFc-binding protein-like. The record is from RefSeq and is a predicted model, not a curated record. Lineage: Eukaryota; Metazoa; Mollusca; Bivalvia; Ostreida; Ostreidae. The transcript has 2 exons. The coding region runs from base 56 to 781 and encodes 241 amino acids.
AACUGUUGGUCAGAACCAGAAAACAGUGGUUUGCCCUAAUGAACCCUUUAAAGGAAUGAAUUAUUCUACAGCAGGAAAAACAGGAAUUCAGGGACGCCAGUUUUUGGUCUGUGUUACUGACAAUCUCAGCAUGGCAAGUGACCAAACCAAAACCAUAUAUAUUUUAUCGGAUGGAGAUUUUGAGUUUAAAUUAAUUUCAAAGUUUUCUACACAGCUCUUCAAUGAAGUUGUUACACCAAGGAUAAAUGUUAGGGAAAUUAGCGUUACAAGUGCGAUUUCACUCUCAGAUUUCAAAAUCGAAGAAAAAGCACUGCAGAUCGAGACUUCUAGAGACGUGUUCGUUAUCAUCAUUGACAAUUAUAUACAUACUUCUGAUAGCACUAGCACUUUACCAAUUAAAUCAACAUCAAAUUCAUACGUCAUUUCUACACCCAGGGCGUUUAGCAAAACAACAGGUCCACAAUUUGCAAUAGCCUCCCGAAGGAACAGUACUACAAUCAAAAUACACUUUCAGUUUGAUCCCGAUUUGCCAAAGAAAGUAAAUGGAAUAACGUACCAAAAUGGCAGUGUAAUGCAUCUCGUCUUACAUGAGCUUGAAACAUAUGAAAUAUACCAUAGAGUCGACAUGUCAGGAACCUUUAUUGAAUCAACAUAUCCAAUCGCAGUAUUUUCUGGAAGUUACUGUACUGAAAUAGGUUUUAAAAACAGCACUGAUUUUGGAUCUUGCAGUAAGCUUGUAAACAACUUCCACCUAUUGAAAGGCUGGAUAAAAUGUAUAUAGUCCCGCCUAACUAUAACAGAAUGAGAACAAUCCUGAAAAUUGUGUCACCUUUCCAAACCCGACUUACAUAUUAGAUUGGAAAUAAACAAACGGAGAAAAUACUUCACCCGAGAGGAUAUUUUGAAAUAACUUUUUCUGAUAAAGAAGUCGUCGUCAUAGACUCAGAAAAGCCGGUUUUGGUUACCAGCUUUGCCACUGGGUCUAGCGAAACGGGUAACCCUUACAUGAUUACUGUACCAGGAAUUCGACAAUAUACAAAUAAAUAUCGAGUUAUGGUUCCUGGAGGUUUCAGAGAAAGAUACGUCGCUAUAAUAGUUGAGGAAAAAUCACUAAUCAAUUUGAUGCUAAACGAAACAAAAAUCAUUCAUUACUUGAAUGACGGAAAAUUCUAUACAACCGUAACAUUCUGGAAUAUUAACUUUGUCGUUGUUGUUUUACAGGUACAGGGAGGUUUUUAAGAGUUGAA